Molecule: messenger RNA, 2279 nt
Organism: Oryza sativa Japonica Group (Japanese rice)
Lineage: Eukaryota; Viridiplantae; Streptophyta; Magnoliopsida; Poales; Poaceae
Source: RefSeq, a predicted model, not a curated record
GAUGGCUCGGCCCGGGACUUAUCGCGGGGGGAGGGGGAUCGGAUCCUAACGGGAAAGACGGGAAAAUCUCCGGCAUCGCCGCCAAUUUCUCCCGCACGCCGCGGCGCUGCUCCCCCUCCCCUACCCACACACUCCACCACCAUCACCACCACCACCACCACCCGCACGCGCGCCGCAACAACCUCACUACUGCCUAUCCUACCUAUAUGGCACGGGGUGUGGGUCCCUCCGAUUCCCCCGCCACGCCACUCCUCUCCCCUCCCCACGCAACCGCCUUCCUCCGCCGCCGCCGACGCCGACGCCGACGCCGACCCCUUCUCCCAAUCUGCGGAUUCCAGCGGGGGUCCCCCCCCCCUCCCACCGGCGGCGCCCGGUGGUCGUGGUCGUGGGGGAGGGGAGUCAACGAACGAGCCGAGCCGCCCGCUUGCCGGAGCUCUCUAUCUAUCUCUCUAUCUCUAUCUCUAUCCCUCCAGAUUCCCUCCUCCAUCGAAUCUCUGAUAUUUGGAGGGAGCGACUCGACGCAGCAUCGCAUCGUAAGGAAGGUCCCCUCCACUGUCGAUGGAUGUGAGCAGCACCAGCUCGACGAGGAGAACCAGAGAGCCGCGCUCUUCCACUCCUCUGCCCCAUCUUCCUCUUUGGGAGCUGACGGGGAGGAGGAGAGGGAGACUGUGCCGCUGCUGUCCUGCAAGAUGGCCGACGAUAAAUCUGACACUGUCCAGGUCUCCGAGGAUACGGCGCACCAGAUUAGCAUUGAUCCCUGGUAUCAAGUUGGAUUCAUUCUGACAACCGGGGUGAAUAGUGCAUAUGUUCUGGGAUAUUCUGCAUCAAUCAUGGUCCCUUUAGGCUGGAUUGGUGGGACAUGUGGCUUGAUUCUAGCUGCUGCAAUAUCCAUGUAUGCAAAUGCUCUUCUUGCUCACCUUCAUGAAGUUGGUGGCAAACGCCAUAUCAGAUACAGAGAUCUUGCUGGGCACAUAUAUGGUAGAAAAAUGUAUUCGCUUACAUGGGCUCUGCAAUAUGUUAAUCUAUUCAUGAUCAACACUGGCCUUAUCAUUUUAGCUGGUCAAGCCCUGAAGGCAAUAUAUGUAUUAUUUAGGGACGAUGGAGUUCUAAAGCUACCCUACUGCAUAGCAUUAUCUGGGUUUGUCUGUGCUCUUUUUGCCUUUGGAAUCCCUUAUCUGUCUGCUCUCAGGAUUUGGUUGGGAUUAUCAACAGUUUUCAGUCUCAUCUAUAUAAUGAUAGCAUUUGUCAUGUCGCUUAGAGAUGGGAUUACCACACCUGCAAAGGAUUAUACUAUUCCUGGAUCACAUUCAGAUAGAAUCUUCACUACGAUAGGUGCUGUAGCAAACCUUGUGUUCGCUUACAACACUGGAAUGCUCCCAGAAAUUCAAGCAACCAUAAGGCCUCCUGUGGUCAAGAAUAUGGAGAAGGCUCUAUGGUUCCAGUUCACUGUUGGUUCGUUGCCUCUUUAUGCUGUCACCUUUAUGGGGUAUUGGGCGUACGGGUCCUCAACAUCAAGCUAUCUACUGAAUAGUGUGAAGGGACCAAUUUGGAUAAAAACUGUGGCAAAUUUAUCGGCGUUUCUUCAGACUGUCAUAGCAUUACAUAUAUUUGCAAGCCCAAUGUACGAAUUCUUGGACACAAGAUUCGGCAGUGGACAUGGUGGUCCUUUUGCAAUCCACAACAUAAUGUUCAGAGUGGGUGUCAGAGGAGGCUACCUGACCGUCAACACCUUGGUGGCCGCGAUGCUCCCCUUCCUUGGCGACUUCAUGAGCCUGACGGGUGCACUCAGCACCUUUCCCCUGACAUUCGUUCUUGCAAAUCACAUGUACCUCACGGUGAAGCAGAACAAGAUGUCCAUCUUCAGGAAAUGCUGGCACUGGCUGAACGUUGUUGGCUUCAGCUGCUUGUCCGUCGCAGCUGCGGUUGCUGCGGUGAGGCUAAUCACGGUCGACUACAGUACAUACCAUUUGUUUGCUGAUAUGUGAGGCUGGAAAGUGCAAGCAUGCAGCCCUGGAUCAGCUGUAAAUUCGUCCUCUUCUUUUUUAUUUUUUUGGUUAGGGGAUGCAUGUAGGUCGAUAGAAUGAUGGAGAUUGCAAUAAAUAAUUUGGCUAAAAUGUUGUCCAGAUUUGGUUGUUUGAGGUGCAAGAUGUUUGCCUCAAAACGUACCGCUAUGGUUCACUUUUUAAGAACUGUACUGCUACCUCUGUUUGCGGAGAUUUUUGUCUGCAGGCAUGCAGGAUGAAUAUUAUUCAAGUGCUCUAAUAGUUUGAUCUCAGCAA